Molecule: messenger RNA, 996 nt
Organism: Fukomys damarensis (Damara mole-rat)
Lineage: Eukaryota; Metazoa; Chordata; Mammalia; Rodentia; Bathyergidae
Product: olfactory receptor 7D4-like
Exons: 1
Coding region: 1-996 (331 amino acids)
Biological process (GO): G protein-coupled receptor signaling pathway
Cellular component (GO): membrane
Molecular function (GO): G protein-coupled receptor activity; olfactory receptor activity
Source: RefSeq, a predicted model, not a curated record
AUGCAAAAGGCAAACCACACAGGACUAUCACACUUCCUCCUGUUGGGCCUCUCAGAGGAUCCAGAAAUUCAGUCCACUCUCUUUGGGUCUUUCCUGUCUAUAUACCUGGUCACAGUGCUUGGAAACCUGCUCAUCAUCUUGGUUAUUACCUGUGACUCCCACCUCCACACCCCCAUGUACUUCUUCCUCUGUAACCUCUCCUUUGUGGACAUUGGCUUCAUUUCCACCACAGUCCCAAAGAUGCUGGUGAACAUUCAGACACAGAGCAAAGACAUCUCCUACAUGGAAUGCAUCACUCAGGCAUUCUCUUUUAUGACAUUUCUCGGAGUGGAUGACUUCCUAUUGACUGUGAUGGCCUAUGACCGCUUUGUGGCCAUCUGUCACCCCCUAAGAUACACACUCAUCAUGAACCCUCGGCUCUGUGGCUCUCUGGUUCUUAUGUCCUGGUUCAUCAUCUUAUGGGUAGAUCUGACUCAUAUUCUCCUGCUGAUGCGGCUCACCUUCUCUACAGGCACUGAAAUCCCUCAUUUCUUUUGUGAACUUCCUCAGGUUCUCAAAGUGGCCAGAUCUGAUACUCUAACGAAUAACAUCUUUCUUAAUGUGUUAACUGUCCUAUUGGGUUUGUUUCCUGUCUCUGGAAUCAUCUUCUCUUAUUUUCAGAUUAUCUCUUCUUUAAUGAAGAUGUCCUCCACUGCAAGCAGAUAUAAAGCAUUUUCCACCUGUGGAUCUCACCUCUGUGUGGUCUCACUGUUCUAUGGAACAGCACUUGGGGUGUACCUCAGUUCAGCUGUGACCCAUUCUUCCCACAAAAGCUCUGUUGCCUCUGUGAUAUAUGCUGUGGUGACGCCCUUGCUUAACCCUUUCAUCUACAGCCUGAGGAACAAGGAUAUGAUGGGGGCCUUGGGAAGACUCCUCAGGAGAGCAGUCUCUUAUCUUCCAUGGACUAGUGUCUUCAGAAGUACAGGAAUAUUACUGUGCCUAAGGAAAAUAUUGUAA